Molecule: messenger RNA, 2506 nt
Organism: Pocillopora meandrina
Lineage: Eukaryota; Metazoa; Cnidaria; Anthozoa; Scleractinia; Pocilloporidae
Source: the annotation of a GenBank genome assembly
AAUUCUUAAUAUGUAAGCGAGACUCCGCGCGAGGAAGCGUGACGUGAACUGUUCGCAACCAUGGCUACGCAUGGUAUAACAAUGCUUCGUAUACAAUUCUCUCAUUCAUUCAUUGAUCUCGUAGCACUCUGGUAGUUAUUAUGCCAAAAAUAUCAAGCUAUACUAGAACUCGAAUCGAGCUCCUGUUUAACCUGAAAAAGAACCAGUCUUGAUUUUCAGGAAGAUUAAAGGUAGCACCAAAGAUAAAUCAGUUUUGUGCACAAAACAAUGUAAAAAUGAAAUGAAUAUAAAAACAAUUAGUUAAAUAUACAUAUACUAGUAAACCCCAAACAUCAGCACCUGUACCAAAUUGAAAUCCAUUUCAACAUACAUUAGCAUGCCUUGGUGUCUAUAUUUCACUGUUUCCCUGCAGUAAGUGUCCAGUUGAACUAACAUCCAUCUAUACGAAUAUGAGCAUUGGUUUCACUGGAGGAAAUUGAUAAACACAUAUUUUAUAAGUUUUGACCGGUAAUCCCCUUUAAAAAUCAAAUAAGAGAAUUUUACUUUGGUUUUGUAAAAUUUGUUGCUUAUGAGAAAGGAUUCAGCAUAAACUCUUCCCUCUUGUGGAGACAUGGUGGCCUUAUGAUUAGUGAGGUGGACUCAGGGUUUAGGGGUCUGCAUUUGUAACCUGGCCUGUGCUGGACUCAGGGUCAAGAGGUCUGCAUUUGUAACCUGGCCUGUGUUGGACUCAGUAUCAAGAGGUCUGCAUUUGUAACCUGGCCAGGUCAAUGUGUUUUGUUCUUGUGCAAAACACUUCUCUCUCACAGUGCCCAGUCUCCACCCAGGAGUAUAAAUUGAUAUCAGAUAUUAGUCAGGGAAGCCUGAUGAAAUGCCAGGGGGAUGGACUGGUAUCUGGUCCAGGGAGGUCAGUAGUAAUACUCCUAGUUGCUUCAUGUGAGGAGACCAGGAUUAUAAGCCCAUGGACUGGAUGGACCACAGCUCAAAUACAAACUCUACCUAACUACCUAUUGCUGCUGUAACAAAUUAUGUGAAGUUACAGCACAAAGAUAAUGAUGUUUGCCCAAUUUAUCUCAGUCAAUUGGGAUUGUAUUUUGUAAUUCUUGAAAUGCAUUAUAAUGAGAAAUGAUUUACAGUUCAUUUAAGAAUAAAUGCUUAAUUGUUUUCUUUGAUAUAUAUAUAUAUAUAUAUAUAUAUAUAUAUAUAUAUAUAUAUAUAUAUAUAUAUAUAUAUAUGUCUCCCAGGUAUCAUCUAUGAUGUGAUUGUAGAACCACCCAAUGUGGGAAGCACAAUAGAUGAGUUUGGUCACAGUAAAUGGGUUAGUACAUGCCCUGAACACUUCUGUCAAACAUAAGACAUGUGUAAGGGGAUUAAUUUUUUAGGCACCUGUGGACCAAUUUUCUGCACAAAAUUUCUCAUUCUUGCAAAAUAAGCAAAAGAAAAUUGAAUCAUUCCCAGAAAUAUGUUAAAGAAAACAGAAGUAGGGAAAAGGAACAGUUUUAAACACAAAUUAAGCUUACUCAAGUAUGAGCAUCCUGUGGAUUUACCAUUCUGUUUUGAGCUUUUUCCAAAAAGGUAUAGAUUUCUGAAACACCCUGACUUCUGGCUUGUGCAGUUAUUUGUAACUUUUGUGAGACUACUUGGUUCUGACGUGCUGAAAGCAGACCACCUAAUCAUUGCUACAUUCACACAUGCACAGAUGCUUGACCACUGUGGUUAUUCCCAGAGGCCUGCAAAACAUUUUCAUGCUUCAGAAACCAAAUGACUUGUAAAACAAUAAGAAAUUUUUUGUUUCCUUUUUUCUGUUUUUAAUGUUAAGUAAGCUUAAUUAUCAUAAACACUCAUGGUUGUAUAAAGCAAUUUCUUGUGUUCCUUUUCCUUCCCAGGUUGCUUUCAUGUCCUACCAUGUAAACGGCCAGUACAUCAUGGAAGGCAUGGCAUCAAGUUUUUUGUUUUUAAUGGGUGGAUUAGGCUUCAUUAUCCUGGAUAAAUCAAAUGCUGUUGGCAUGUCUAAACUUAACAGAUUUCUCUCUAUGUUCCUGGGCUUUGUCUGAGUCCUAGUGUCAUUCUUCACAUGCAGAGUUUUCUUGAGAAUGAAAAUGCUGUGAGUGUCACAUUUUUUUAAAGUUACUGCUAGAUAUACUAACCAGGUAUCAGCCUGUUGUGUCAGUUAUAUAUAUAGUCAUAACCAUUACAAUUUCCUCAAAUGUGAUUGGUGCAUAAGUUGCUUCAUUUUUCACUAAUCAUUCUGAACAGUUGUAGUCAGUGUAAUCGGACAGUUGGUUGUAAUUGGACAGUUGAAGCAGCCAAUCAUACUAGGUCCAGUCAGCUAACUCCACCAAUCACAGAAUUGAUCACAAUAACCAUAGCAACAACCAUUUAUCUAAAAAAAAACAAGGCAAUUUCCAAAAUGGAGGAAUUUUUAACAAAAGACAUGGUCUCCAUGGGAGGUAUUUGUUCUAGGUGUAUUUGUUUUUUCGGAAAUUGAAAUGGUUAUGAUUAAUUGGUA